UGGUUCAGUUUAGUAACAGGUUUGGAAAAGCAAUGAAGCAAUAUAUCAAAGAAGGAGAGUCACACAAGUGGGUGUGUCCAUGCAGGCAGGUAACUCAUGUUCAAACCUGCAUAGCUUGUCUGCUGUUGCACAUACCUGCAUUUGGAAACUGGAUCAUUCUUUGCCUGCACUCCUCUCUUUCUAGAUAAUUUUAGAACAGUAGCAGAUAUGUCUGUCAAAGUGUUUUAUACCAGCGUGAGCGGUUCUCUAGAGAUCAAGAAAAAACAACAAAAAGUCUUGGACGUCCUGUCCGCCAAGAAAAUCGACUUUGAAUCGAUAGACAUUAGUCAGGAUUCUAAUUCCAAGGACUUAAUGAGGGAAUUGGCACAUGACCCUAAGGUGCUACCUCCUCAGAUAUGCAAUGGGAACGAAUAUUGUGGGAACUACGACGCAUUUCUGUUGGCAAUUGAGGACGAACAGUUGGAGAAGUUUCUCAAGCUCUAAAAGGAAUGGAGAUUUUUGCACAACACUAUUAACAUUUUAGUUUACUGCCAUUUGAUUUGGUAACGUUUGAUAAUGUUCAGCGAAACAUAUUUGUCUUCUGAAAUGUUUAGAGUUGCACAUCUAAGGUAUACAUGCAUUAAAAAAAACCAUUUGAACUCUU
Eleginops maclovinus (Patagonian blennie) is the source of this 643-nucleotide messenger RNA. RefSeq lists its product as uncharacterized. Bases 208 to 483 code for a protein of 91 amino acids. Gene Ontology annotation, cellular component: cytoplasm. The record is from RefSeq and is a predicted model, not a curated record. NCBI's taxonomy places the organism in Eukaryota, Metazoa, Chordata, Actinopteri, Perciformes, Eleginopidae. The transcript is spliced from 3 exons.